AUGACCUCCCGCCUCAUCGACUCCAAACCCCCUCACCCCAACCCCAAGCCGAUGCAAAUCCUCAUCCUCGGCAUGCCUCGCACCGGCGUGUCCUCCCUGCGCGCAGCCCUCAACGUCCUCGGCUACAACACAUUCCACGGCUCGAUGCUUCAGAACACCCCCGAAUUAUACCCUUACUGGGAAGAAGCCAUCUCCGCGUACCACUACGACACCGCUGCGAACUACACCCACGAGGACUACGACAAGUUGCUCGGUGACUACAAUGUGUCAUGCAAUAUGCCCGGCACGUAUGUGUGGAGGGACCUCGUGGAUGCGUAUCCGGAUGCGAAGAUCAUUCUCACGAAUCGGGAUCCCGAUAGGUGGAUGACGUCGAUGAAGGCGAGUGUGGAUGAGGGGAUCAAGUGGAGGAGUUGGGAUUAUGUUACCCCGUUUGAACCUACGCAACGCGCAUGGUGGAGAUAUCAGAAGUUCCAGCAGGCGCUUCGCAAGCACAUCUGCCCCAAGGGCGAGCGCGAGGCGUUCAUCGACCACUACGAGGCCAUUAGGGCGUAUGUGCCGAAGGACAGACUCCUGGAGUUCGACGUCAAGGCCGGCUGGACCGGUCUCUGUGACUUCUUGGGCAAAGACGUGCCGGAUGAGGGGUUCCCGCACGUCAACGAUAGGGAGGGCUUCAUGGUUGCGAGGACGCAGAGGUGGUGGAAGGCGUUCAAUGCUAUGGUUAGCACGCUGUUGCCGCCGUUUGCUAUGGGGAUUGCGGGCGCGUUGGGUUGGUGGUUUGCGAGAUUUUGA
Molecule: messenger RNA, 789 nt
Organism: Aaosphaeria arxii CBS 175.79
Lineage: Eukaryota; Fungi; Ascomycota; Dothideomycetes; Pleosporales
Exons: 2
Coding region: 1-789 (262 amino acids)
Source: RefSeq, a predicted model, not a curated record